Molecule: messenger RNA, 1617 nt
Organism: Phragmites australis (common reed)
Lineage: Eukaryota; Viridiplantae; Streptophyta; Magnoliopsida; Poales; Poaceae
Product: polyadenylate-binding protein-interacting protein 8-like
Exons: 10
Coding region: 329-1399 (356 amino acids)
Molecular function (GO): RNA binding
Source: RefSeq, a predicted model, not a curated record
UGUUUUGCAAGUGGUUUUUUUCUCAUGUGUUGAAAAGUUCAUACGCGACCAAAGUAAUCAAUCUUACAAAAACUGGAAAAAGGAGAGGGGAAACCUGAUUUUUUGUUGUAUUUAUAAGCAACCUUGAGAAAGCGAUCGUUCCUGCCAUUUCAACCUCCUCCUCGACUCGUCGUUCUCGCUCCUCUUCCUCACUGUUCGUCUCUUGCCACAACACCACUACUGCUAACACACACCAAACACCAGACCAAGAAGGAGAAAAAAAGAAUUUUGAUUGCAGUAGAAUACUAGUUUGAUCUCUCCUUGUUCGAGGUCAGUGCGCCGGGCAAUAAUGGUGGCCGUGGAGGCUGCGGCGGCGGCGGCGGCGGCGGCGGUGGAGGGCCCGAUCCGGGCGGAGGCCAAGGUGGCGGUGGCGCCGGAGGUUGAGGCCAAGGUGGAGGUGGAGGUGAAGGGUGAUGCCCCGGCGGCGGGGGUGGAGGAGGAGGAGAGGGAGUACAAGAGCGACAUGAGGAAACUGGAGGAGCUCAUGUCCAAGCUCAACCCCUGCGCGCAGGAGUUCGUGCCGUCGUCGCACCGCGCGGCGCCGGCGGCGAAGACGGGGGGAGGGGUGCUCUCCGCCGACGCGCCGGUGUUUGUGUCCGCCGCCGAGCACUUCGGCGCCGGCGGCGGACACCUGCAGAAGGGCGGCAACGGCGGUGGGAGCAGGGACUCCAGCAGCGACGGAUCCAGCAACGGCGGCGGCGGCCACCCGCUGAAUCGCCGGAGAAGGAAUAGCUUCAACCAGGGGAGGUGGCGGAUGGGAGGCAGACCGCGGCGGGCUGAUAGGGAGGAUAGUGUUCGGCGUACUGUCUAUGUCUCUGACAUUGAUCAGCAUGUGACCGAACAGAAGCUUGCUGAAGUGUUCUCCACCUGUGGACAAGUGGUAGAUUGCCGUAUCUGUGGUGACCCACAUUCAGUCCUGCGUUUUGCCUUCAUUGAGUUUGCUGAUGAUGCUGGUGCAAGAGCAGCACUAACACUUGGGGGAACCAUGCUUGGUUUUUAUCCUGUUAGAGUUUUACCUUCUAAGACAGCGAUUCUGCCUGUGAACCCUAAAUUUCUUCCUCGGACGGAAGAUGAGAAAGAACUUGUCUCCAGGACUGUAUAUUGUACUAACAUAGAUAAGAAGGUUACAGAGGAUGAUGUGAAGAUUUUCUUUCAGAGUGUGUGUGGGAAGGUUUCUCGGCUGAGGCUCCUUGGUGACUACGUGCACUCCACAUGCAUUGCUUUUGUUGAAUUUGCUCAAGCAGAAAGUGCAAUUCUAGCCCUGAAUUUCAGUGGCAUGAUGCUUGGCUCGCUCCCUAUCAGGGUGAGCCCUUCCAAGACUCCAGUCCGUCCGUGGUCCCCUCGCGUGAUGUCCAACUGAGCCCGUACCCGUUCCAAGCCGUCGUCCUUGAGUGCCCCAGUACCUAGUCGUCGUAGGAAGCCAACUUGCUGCUAAUAUUCUUCUGUCGGAGACCCAUCUCUGUUUCUUUUGCUCGGUAUCCUUCUGUUAACUAUGGAUGGAUGGAUUCUUCUAUAACAGCUUUCUCAGGCAUCCGAAGAAUGAUGUCUAUGCAUUUCUUCUCUCUCUCUCUGGCAGAA